Molecule: messenger RNA, 2079 nt
Organism: Aureobasidium pullulans EXF-150
Lineage: Eukaryota; Fungi; Ascomycota; Dothideomycetes; Dothideales; Saccotheciaceae
Exons: 3
Coding region: 412-1947 (511 amino acids)
Source: RefSeq, a predicted model, not a curated record
AGAAGGGACAACAGUAUAGACAACUCGCAUCCGAGGGAAGGUCGAUGGCUUGAAGGCUCGGUCAUAUUGACAACCGAUGUUCUUUCCCGUAAGGUGGCAUUGACAAGCCCAAAGGCUUGGCCGCAUCACCGCAUCAUUGGAUUAGGUAGUCGCCGACCGACUUUCGAGGAGGGCAUCCAAUCCUUUCGGCCAAGGCACUUUUGAGUACUAUACGGCGCAGACUUCACUUCCCAUAUCGCCGUCGCCGAACCUGUCGUCGAAACACAGCUAUUCCUCCGUUUCAUCAACAAUCGCAUUAAUUCAAUCCUGCCUUUUCUCCAUAACUCUCACUCCCCGAACGCAAACACGAAGCGAGCUUGCCCAUCAUGGAUCCGUCGCCGAUGCAGUCGCCCAUGUCAGCUCCUACACAGAAUGCUCCUGAAGCAUCAACUUCAGACAUCCCUUCGCAAUCGUUGGCAUUCGGUGGGAGUACUUACAACACGGCCGACAAGCCUCGCCCCCUUGCCCAUUCGUUUCCACAGCUCCGACGACAACAAUCCCGCUCGUAGAGCCUCCGUCCAGUUCAUGCCCAAUGUGAGAGUCGCUGGAGGAGCAGCUGAAGCCAGCCGUAGCCGGAGUCGUAGACCGGUACCCAUCAAGGAUAGCUCCAUCAACAGGCGACUUAGUAGUCCUCCACCACCUACGCAGUUCAAGCCUCGCGUUAGUUUCGACACGUUUGACAAUCGCGACGCAUCUGACUUCUCCCUCACGCUGAGUCGUAAGCACCGCGAAUACGAAUACACCAAGCGUUCGCGCACCUUCCUCUGUGGUACAGAUACCAACGACUAUUCCGAUACUGCUCUGGAAUGGUUGAUUGAUGAACUUGUCGACGAUGGCGAUGAGGUCGUCUGUCUCAGAGUGGUUGAGAAGGACAGUAAAGAGGCAGCCAAAUGGGCUGGUGGUGGCAGUGACAGAGGAGGCAGAGAGCGCAGUUACCGUAAGGAGGCCAACCGCAUGCUUGAACGUAUUGAAGAGAAGAACACCGAAGACAAGGCCAUCAACAUCAUCCUGGAAUUUUCUAUCGGCAAAGUCCAGGACACGAUUCAACGCAUGAUUAGAAUCUACGAGCCGGCAAUCUUGGUCGUCGGCACCAGAGGUCGAUCUCUGGGAGGCUUCCAAGGACUGCUACCGGGUUCCGUGUCCAAAUACUGUCUCCAACAUUCCCCAGUCCCCGUCAUCGUCGUACGCCCCUCAUCCAAACGCGACAAGAAGAAGCGCAAGAGACUUCAAGAUCCUACCCGCCGUGGCUAUCGCGACAUUUUGGACAAGAGUGACAACACUGCCGCCAAUGACGCAGGCUAUACCCUGGACCCCCUACACCGCCUCAGCAUCAUGCCAGGCGACGGCCUAGGUGCCCUACCCGAACUGGAGAAACGCGACGCAGAAGAGGAAGCACGCAUGGUCGCCGAAGCUAUCGGAUAUCGCCCAGAUCAAAUCGCACCGGACGGAGAGCCCCUUAGUCGCGUAACCUCCGCACGCUCAGACGUUAGUCGCCGCAGCGGACGCAGUGGUCGCAGUGGCAGUUUCGGCAGCAAUCGUAGCGAAAGUCCCGAAACACUGCGCUCUCCAUCCCGCGGACUGCUACAAUCUCCCCAAUUACGCGCAGUCGCCGACUCUGGCGCCGAAAACUCCGAAUUCGACGAUUCCGACGACGAGCACAAUAGUGCUGCAGCGCCACACUCUGCAUACUACGAAGCUCAAGAGCGAUCUUUGCGCGAAGCCAGAGAACGAGCACUCAAAGCCGAAGAAGAGGAAAAGGAACGAGAGAGGCAGGCCAAAGAGAGUAAAGAGAAUGGGAGAUUGGGGGAUGGAGGUGGUGUUUUGGACCUGUUGAGUCAAUUGGGUGGAGGUGACGAUGGACCCAAAGGAUCGAGCAAGGGGAAGAAGUCAAGGUAUCCCAUUCCUUGAGUUUUUUUCCAUAUUGAUACUUUUGUGUGGUCUCGUUCUUUUUGGUAUCAGAGGAUGGGAUUGUGAGCGAGAGUUUCUUUUCGUGAGAUACCGGAUUAUGUGGAUAUAAUUUUCAAUUCUUCUCUCCAUCUG